CACACCUUAGCGAGCGAGACGAUCGAGAGGCUGCCGUACGUGCCGGUCUCUCUCGUCGGCGGCGAUGUUUCUGGUGGAUUGGUUGUGCGACUUGUUUGUCUCCCUGCGGCGGCUGUGGCAGAAGGAGGCCAAGAUCCUCUUCCUCGGCCUCGACAACGCCGGCAAGACCACGCUGCUCCACAUGCUCAAGGACGAGAGGUUGAGUCAGCACGCGCCGACGCAGCUCCCGACGUCGGAGGAGCUGAGCAUCGGGCGGAUCAAGUUCAAGGCGUUCGACCUCGGCGGCCACCGGAUCGCGCGCCGUGUCUGGAAGGACUACUACGCCAAGGUUGACGCGGUGGUGUACAUGGUGGACGCUGCCGACGGCGGCCGUUUUGACGAGUCGAAGACGGAGCUCGGCGCGCUGCUGUCGGACGACGCUCUGGCCGGCGUGCCGUUCCUCGUGCUGGGGAACAAGAUUGACAUUCCGCAGGCAGCGCCCGAGCAUGCGCUUGCCUACUACCUCGGGCUCACCGGCUGCACCACCGGCAAGGGCACCGUGGACCUCGCCGGCACCGGAGUGCGCCCCGUCGAGGUCUUCAUGUGCAGCGUCGUCCGUAAAAUGGGCUAUGGCGAAGGGUUCAAGUGGAUGUCGCAGUACAUCAAUUAAGUAGGCUGGCACAGCAAUACAAUUACAUUUUUCCUACCUCUGAGAGCUCUGACUCGCUCAGACGAUUUAUCUACUACGAGUCCGUGACUAUUAUUCAGAAAACCUCUUAGUAGUGAUUACAUACUAGUGUUUGACGCGCGCCCAUGGGCGCGUGUUCAACUAUGUUAGUAUAAAUAGACAGGUUGUUGGAAGCAUUAGUGCUGAGAAAAUUUCUUAGUACUUGUCACAUUCUUUAUCUGGCAAGAUGGCAGUAAUAAUACAUAAGGGAGAAUUUUGUA
Zea mays is the source of this 927-nucleotide messenger RNA. Its product is annotated as GTP-binding protein SAR2. Lineage: Eukaryota; Viridiplantae; Streptophyta; Magnoliopsida; Poales; Poaceae. Bases 65 to 649 code for a protein of 194 amino acids. Gene Ontology annotation, molecular function: GTP binding; GTPase activity. The transcript has 3 exons. The record is from RefSeq and is a predicted model, not a curated record. Gene Ontology annotation, biological process: intracellular protein transport.